Molecule: messenger RNA, 2283 nt
Organism: Morchella importuna
Lineage: Eukaryota; Fungi; Ascomycota; Pezizomycetes; Pezizales; Morchellaceae
Exons: 3
Coding region: 1-2283 (760 amino acids)
Source: RefSeq, a predicted model, not a curated record
AUGUCAAUCGUUGCUUCUGAGGACACAGGCCCUCAACCUGUCCGUCGUAUAUUAUUCCCGCCGGCUAUCCUUGAGGCAGAAUAUCUCGGUCCUCUUCAAGAGCAAGAUGGCAAGGGAUAUCCCCGCACAUUCGGUUGCUCCUCCAUCUUAGGAGGUAUUCCAGUCUUUUUGUUUGGUGAUGUCUCUGUCAACCUUCCUGGCCAAGAAAAGCCUAUCGGUAUCGCCACAUCUGCCGCAUCGAUCGGCUCACAUCUUGAUCCGUUAAUUACUCACUGGCCAUAUCCGAAGAACAGCAGUGCAUUCCAUAAUGUACCAGAUUUCAUUCCAUUCACCGACAUAGAAAAUGAGCACAACGCCAAGUCGGAGAGUGAGGGUAAAGGACGCGCAGAUAGGUUUUAUCUUUGGGCUCGUUCUCCGAUAGUUGAAAUUCCAUUCAGUGGCAAUUUUGGGGUGAUUUUUUUUACAAAAGGAAAAACAAGUGAAGACGUCAGGAAAGGUGAUGAAUACCAUGGAGUUGGUGUUGCGGAAGUUGAAAUGAGGUUGAUAGGGAAGGGCAAGGGCAAGGGCAAGGGCAGGGUGGAAGAAGGUAGUUUUGAGGUUAUGCCUAUUGCUAGACGGCAUGGUAACCGCAUAUUCGACAACACACACCCAAAGUGGGGGGAUAUUGCCUCGAUUAUCAAAGGGGGAGCCUAUCUUUCCCCUCAGAAUUAUACGUUCUGGAACGGCAAGAGUUUUGUUGCUUCCUCAGCUAAACGCAAAGAAUCCCUCGAAGUCACGGGACUACAGCCGGUGAUGUUUGAUCUAAGUUCUGGGACAAUAUUUCAUAGUACUCUGUUCUUCCCUGACGACGAUGGAAGAUUUAUCAUGAUUGGUUCUGAUCUUCUGGACGGAGGGAGGGUGCUUAUAACACAUUCCAGGAAUAUAUGGGGCCCUUGGGAAGAGAAAGAGCUCCUUAUUGACUUGGAAGGUUGCACAGACUUGGAAUGUUGCGCAGACAAUCGUUCUCCCCAAAGCCACGUCUAUGUGCAUAUUUGGGCAAGUGAUCUUGCACGAGGCCAGUUGCUUAUAAGUUGGAAUCGACAAUGGCCUAAUGAUAUUGAAAUGGCCAAUCUCUGUUUUGAAAUGAUGGAUGAUGACAAUACAAAAGAGGCUGAUUCCAUCAAUUCCUUCGGACUUCCUGAUUCCACCCAAGAAAAGGGUGAAGCAACCCAGAGAGCCAUGGAUAUGCUUCUAGGGGAGAGUACUGCACACUCGCAAGAGUACACCCCAGAGACUAGGAAAAGAUUCUUGCAAAUGCUCACUCAUGACGAAAAUGAAACUUGCUCUCAUGGCGAGAUGCUUGAGGGUCGGCGAAAGGCGCUAGCAAAGUUAUCCGGUGAAUGUUUGAGGCAGGUUUCCGAUGGCCGUGAAUCCGUCGAGAUAGCGGACUUUGUCAAAGCUUUAUAUAGCAGGGGAAAUACUGUUCUCAGAGGUGAUAAUAAAAAGAUAACUCGGCGAAACACCCCGCACUUCAAAAUGGGCGUACUUCCUUCCAUAGAAGACUAUGCCAUAGAGUCAGACGAAGAUCCAAAUGAAUCCAUAACGAGCGAAUACACGAAGAGCAAGGGCCAUUGGUAUGGAGCCGAGGAAACAUCGAAGAUCGACCUCAACGCAGCGUCUGGAGAGCCCGAAUUCGAAGGCUGUAAAAGAUACAACCAGGAAUCUUUAUGUAUCAGUGAUAGAGUGGAGGACAGCAGCUCACCAAAGGAGCGGUCGUGGUACACUGGAGAUGUAGACACCAAUGAUUACAGAAGAUAUAGCCUUCUUCCGUCCCGGGCAGAAUUUUCUGGUGAUCUGAUUUCAGAGAUGGGAAUCCCACAAGUUACUGUUACUCAAACGGACGAUGAUGUGAUAACAAGCCUCCAAGGUGCUAGAAGUGACCCUGGUGACGAUGAUUCCGCUCAGGUUGACGGCAACUACUCCCAAGGUCUUACUUUUGCCGAAGGUCGUCAAGUCAAAGACGGGAAUAUCAAGAGCCCCGGUCACUUUGGUUCAGUGAAAAGGUUCUUUGGAAAGGUUUUCAAGCCAACCAAAGGACAUUGGUCCAGGGACAAAACCUUCCAUCAAAGUACCACCUCACUACAAAUUCCCAAUAAAAAGGGAAAGGGUCUGCACGUGUCUCAUUUCCUUCGUGGAGCUAAAAGUAUGGUCAGCUUAAAGCGGAGCCCAGUCAACGCUUCGUCGAGUCAGACCGGCUUUCUUCAAUCUGGAUUAUUUGCAGAGAGCGCCGAACCUAGAAGCUGA